Eucalyptus grandis is the source of this 1138-nucleotide messenger RNA. RefSeq names its product AP2/ERF and B3 domain-containing transcription repressor RAV2. Gene Ontology annotation, molecular function: DNA-binding transcription factor activity; DNA binding. Lineage: Eukaryota; Viridiplantae; Streptophyta; Magnoliopsida; Myrtales; Myrtaceae. Gene Ontology annotation, biological process: regulation of DNA-templated transcription. The record is from RefSeq and is a predicted model, not a curated record.
UCUCUCUCUCUCUCUCUCUCUCUCUCUCUCUCUCGACAAAGAAUAAAUGAUGGAUGGUAACAGCAUCUGCAUAGACAAUCUCAGCUCAACAAGCGACUCCAAUUUUAUUCCACUGCCGUCGAAAUCAUUGCAGCCGCAGAGCCUCUGCCAUCUUGGCAGUGGCACUGGCGAUAUUGACUGUGAAGGUGCCAUCGAAGCCGAGUCAAGGAAGCAGCCCUCGUCCAAGUACAAGGGCGUCGUCCCCCAGCCGAACGGCCGCUGGGGCGCGCAAAUCUACGACAGUCGUCAGAGGGUGUGGAUCGGCACCUUUAGCAAGGAGGACGAGGCCGCGUUGGCCUACGACAUUGCCGCCAAGCGCUUCCGCGGCCGAGACGCCAUCACCAACUUCAAGCAGAGGUCCGACACUGAAGACUGCGAUCUCGAAGCUGCUUUCCUGAAUUCCCAGUCCAAGGAGGAGAUCGUCGACAUGCUGCGGAAGCACGCAUACUAUAACGAGCUCGAGCAGAGCAAGAGAAAGUACUUCAACGCCAAUGGCAGACAUUCUGGUUUAGAUCCAUCCGGGCCGGAUCGGGCGGCAAUGGCCUGUCAUCUUCUCUUCCAGAAGGAGGUCACGCAGAGUGAUGUAGGGAAGCUAAAUCGGUUCGUGAUUCCGAAGCAACACGCCGAGAAGCACUUCCCCCUGCGCAACCGCACGAGCCCUACGACUUCAAAGGGCGUUUUGCUGAAUUUCAUAGACAAGUGGAGGCAAAGUGUGGAGAUUCGGUACUCGUAUUGGAACAGCAGCCGUAGCUACGUGCCGACGCGGGGUUGGACCCGGUUCGUGAAGGAGAAGAGCUUGAGGACUGGAGACAUCGUCGGCUUCCACCGGUCGGCCGGGCAGAAGCGGCUUCAUAUCAAGUGCAUGAGGAGGAGCGGGCUGAGCCGGGCCGGGCCCAUCCAUCCGGUCCAAAUGGUGAGGUUAUUUGGCGUCGACAUCUUGAAGUGUCGGCGGAGGACGGCGGCGGCUACGGUGGUGGUGGUUAAGGAAGUUAAGAAUAAAAAGGCCGAAGCAAGGAAUAUGAAAUUUUGUACAUAUUUUAAUGUAUAUCAUAAUGAAAGUAUAUGGACUUAUUAUAAGCUUUACAAGAUGACAUCUUAG